This is a messenger RNA of Marchantia polymorpha subsp. ruderalis, 4403 nucleotides long. The record is from the annotation of a GenBank genome assembly. Lineage: Eukaryota; Viridiplantae; Streptophyta; Marchantiopsida; Marchantiales; Marchantiaceae.
AACACAAAAAAACGAAAAAAAAAAACCUUCACUCACGAACCCGCCCUUCAGGGAAUUUGAAUUCCCCGAACGGCUAGCUCCAGCACUCCUGUCCAGUUCCGCCAACGCUUUUUCCUGUCACGCCUCUAACGGACGUUUCCACACAUGCUCGAAUUCAAACGCGAUCCGAUCGACACUACCAUCUCAUGAACCCCAUCCCUCCCCCGUCCCCCCACCCAACCUUCGUACGCCCUCGCGGAUUGAAGAAACGUAGGGCACCGACUGAUCUCUCUCUCUCGAUCGACCCAAUUCUAGCAUCCAUCCUCUCGAGGACGAAGAAUUGAAGAAGAUUGCUACAUCAGUGACAGUGCAGCUCAUGGUCUGUCAGCGAGUGAGUGCAUCGGUUUGGUAGAGAGAGAACGGUGGCCAGCAGUUUGAUUGGACUGUGAAUUUGGUCGAGAGAUUGUCUGUCUAUGUAUUGGGAGGGGUGUCAUCUGGGAGCGGGCGCGAGGGAGAGGAGAUAACAGCAGCAGAUUUUGGACUGGUGAGGUGAGAUGUCAUACCCCGAGAGACCUUCGUAUCAGAAGCCUACGAAGAGUUCUUCAUCGCCGUCGGUAACGCCGGUGAGGAGGAAUCCGGGUGGAAAUGUUCCUCUCGUCAGGGGGCUGUCGCCUGUGCGGAGCCCUUACUAUGGAAGAGUCCAGGAGCUCGAAACCCAGCGAAGCCACAACAAUCCUCUCUACAGCAACCAUUCGACCGACGGUGGUCAUGGUGACAGAAGAACCUCCCGUGCUGUGGUCGAUAACGCAUCGACUAAGAUCGUGAAAGACUUGAAAGAGAACUUUGAGACGGAAGAGCCGUGGAAGGUUCAUGUGGAGAAGGGUCAGUAUGGAGGAAAGCCGACGUGCACGACGCCGGGAAAGACUUCGCGAGUGGCUGCUAUGCAGUUCACCACCCCACCCAAGCCCAUUGUCAAGCGCAAGAUUCUGUCUGAACAUAACAGGGAUGCUGCUUCUGCCGCUGCGAAGCCUCUGGGUUCUUCGAGGAGAGGGGAAGAUAGCCGCGUCGAGAAAACUGCCACUCGCAGUCACGACGGGUCUCGCGUCGAGUCCGAGAAACGAUCGUCCGAAACGAGCUCGGAUGAGUCUGAUGAGCAUCAUCACGCUCCCAUGGUUUCCAUUGAGGAACUACAGAAGAGAAUUCAAAGGUUCUUGCAGACGGAAGGUUCUCCUCUGGAUGCUCCCGUGUCCCCAGUCCAGUGCACGGAGAGCAUCAGACGGUUCUCAGGUGUCGUCUGUGGCGAGAGCCCCGAGCCCGGUGUCGAAGAUGUCGUCACUUCCUACCAUCCGGUGUUUUCGCCUUACUCACCACGCCCAGAAUUUCUUCGGGCCAGGACUAGAAGCCCUUCGCCUGCUCCAAUGGAAGCGGAAGAAGACGGGAGUUUGACACACGACCAAUCUCCCAUACCGACAUUGGAGAAGUCCACCACUCCAACAAGCUACGAUCCGAAGAACAAUUUCCUCUCCCCCAGGCCACAAUAUCUCCGAUACCGACCUCUGAGACGGCUUGAGCUUCUGCGCCGAAGCGCAGACGCAUUGCUGGACCUCGACUUGGAUUCACCCGCUACAGAUGCGGAUUCCGUGAGGGUAGAGUCCGAGAAAGGCACAAACGAGUCCCAGGAAAUCCAGUCCGAGGAGCUGCUGCCCUCAGUGGCUUCCGAUGUCCUGGAACCGUCUACCCAGGAUGCCGAAACAGAUAUCGUGAAAUGCAAGACAGAAGAGCGUCAGCUGGAGCUUGAUGAAGGAAUCUCUGCAGAAUGUGAAGCGAAGUCUGCACAUUCCGUUUCGGAGCUCAGCAACUUGACGUUUGAGAUCGGAGAAAGUUGUGCACAUGAUUCCUCCCACGCAGACUGUGCAGAGAGUGAAAAUGCUGUGCCGGAAGCCGAGGAAGAUGUGGAUGCAGAAGAAACUGAGAUUCUUGACACCGAGCAUCCGAUAAGUUUGGCCUCUCGUGUUUUCAAAACAUCAAUCUCUCUCAUCACCGUCAUCGGACUUAUUCUGUUAGUUCUUGCUGCCUCAGGAAGUCCUGGAAUGCUUCCCGAGUCUCUUCAUCACAAUGAGCUUUCAGGUUUCUGGCGAACGAGUGAACAACUUGCACCAGUUCGGAAAUUUCUCCAAUCCGUCGAAGGUUUGUGGAAGGACGGGUCUGGGGUACUGGACUAUCCAGUGAAUCAACCUUACAUGGAAGGCCUCCGAGUCAACCUGCAAGAGGUUGCUAAAGCUGUCACUUCCUUCGAUGCGCAGGAUGCCUCAAACGCAGCCAUGCACCUGUAUGCCGUCUCAACAUCGUACACUGCACCGGUCGCUUCAUCCGUUCUUCGAACAUCCUCCAAUGUCAAGAAGUGGGUGAUGGAUUGCGCAGAGUCGUAUAUCUCCCGAGCUCCAGACGUGGAUGAGUGGGACUGGGUUCCUGACUACGACUUCGUCGUGGCGAAGGAUGUGUUUGACUGGGCCGAGGGUUACAAAGCCAUCAUGGCGAAAGUCGACUCUUGGGAGAUUAAAUCCAUAUUCCAGUCCUACAUUGACACUCGAGGCGCCAAGAGCAUCGAGGAACUGAUCAGCGAAAAUUCUCUCGAGAGUGAUCUUGACGUCGUGAAGUCCAUCAUCUCCGAGAGCAAAUCUCCGAGGCCAGAAGUUCAUUUGGCGGAUUUGGUAUCAGAUGUCCCUUCUCUGGAGUCGGAGUCGGAGUCUCCAAAUAUCCAGUUCACACAAGAGCCGGACGAGGAGGCGGGUUCCGGUGAGGCUGGAGAACAGGUACUUCUUGAGAGUCUUGACCAAGAAAACACUCUCGAGGGAGCCGAGCUGACGACGGUGAUUCUGGGUCAAGAAGGAAGCGCAGCAUCAUCUGGCAGUCAAAUUGAAGGCAUCGAAAACCAGGUCGACGAGCUUGAUGAAGCUGCUCUGACCUCGCUGAGCUCAAAUGAAAGUGGAGCGGACAUGAUAGCUUCCUUCGACCAAGUAGAGACCUCACAUGCUGAUCUGAGCCAGCACGCGUCUGAACAUCUUCCGCAAGAAGCUUCACUCGGAGAAAAGCAAGAUUCAGGCUUGCCUUCUCCUAAAGACUCUGUGGAUCCCCAGGACACGAGGUCUCAAGAAUCAGCCCCCGAACCCACGAUGCUUGUCGAUGGUGAGCCAAAGCUUUCAAGCUCGUCUGUGGUUCCAAGCUUCAGGCUUGCCAUGAACCCCGCAGUUUUAGCUGCAGCCGUCACCUCCGUAAUUUUAGCUACGGUCAUAGCUAUCAUAUUCACGGGGCCGGGUCGAAAAUACACAUCACUUUUGAUGCGCAGGACGCGAGAAGUUGCUCAAAUCAAACAACGUUCCAUCGCUUCCAACACUGGUCAGAUAUCGAGAGGGAAGCUGCCAAGAACUACUCAGCGGACAUUCAAUACGAUGAGCGACCCUCAUCCUGUAGAUGCGGGAACUAACUACAUGCCGGCGGACUCGCCAUUGCCUACACAAUUGUCGUCUGAAUACAUCGAGCAAUUCUCGACUCCGCAUCUAUUCGUCGAGAAGGCGAGCAGCACGUCAGCCAAGGACAGAAACUCGUUUAUGAGUCCAGAGAGGUCAUUCAAGCAAGUCAGCGACAAGGACUCGUUCAUGACUCCGGAAGUUGAAGUUUUGGAGGACUCAGCCCUCGGUCGGUUCACAGCUUUAGUGCCCGUCAUCCACAACGAGGGCACCGAAAAGGAGGAAGUGAAGUUAACCCCUGUCAGGAGAUCCAGUCGCAUCCGAAGUCGACUUCAAUCACCUUGCAGCUCGACCCUUUCGCACUUCUCAUAUUCACCUGAAUAAUGAAUGUGCCACAGCGCGUCUCGUUUCGUCGAGGGACCGUGUAGAUGGCUGACCACACGCUGGCAGCUCUUGUCAAGCCUGCUUUUGAACGAGUCUACCACUCACUAGUUAAAAGAGCCGAGGAUGAUUCCUGACACUACCCUAUGUUUUCGGAGAAAGUGUUUUCCUUCGUGACUUCUUCCUUAGAAUCAUACGAGGGCAGCGUAGUCCACGAGAGGAAGCCUGCAAAAAAUUGUACUGUACAGAUCUGUACCCAGCAGAUAUGCAAGCAAGUUGCUGCGUGCUUGAAGGGAGCGGAAAACACUUCUCGUUUUCUUCACCAGUUGACAUUUGAAACUUAGAUUUAGCUGCCAGCUAGCUAGGUGCUAACCACGACUAUGAAGUACAGCUAGUCGUCAAUACACACUCACAUACAGCUGAUCCGCAUUUGCAAGUUCAUUUGCGUGCGGAGAGGAAUUGUAGAAACUCUCAUCCGUCAAUUCUUGACAUGUAGCAAAUACAUUAUCCUUAAUCUGGUACCAACGCCUGAUCUUAUUUGACACAUCUGACAUGCCAAAUGACCAUGAUGAUGAA